Molecule: messenger RNA, 1184 nt
Organism: Alternaria rosae
Lineage: Eukaryota; Fungi; Ascomycota; Dothideomycetes; Pleosporales; Pleosporaceae
Product: nitrilase family protein-like protein
Exons: 1
Coding region: 117-1010 (297 amino acids)
Biological process (GO): L-glutamine metabolic process; oxaloacetate metabolic process
Cellular component (GO): mitochondrion
Molecular function (GO): omega-amidase activity
Source: RefSeq, a predicted model, not a curated record
ACUCUACUCCAACACUCCAACGAGACCUCCAACAUCGCAUUGUAUAUACUUUGACUCUAAGGUGCUCUGGAUUAUCUCUCUUGCAGUCUCACCAAUUCCCCACACAAGCACCAAACAUGGCGUCCCUCCUCAAAAAGUCCCUAAAGCUCGCGCUCAUCCAACUCGCCUCAGGCGCCGAUAAGAGCGCGAACCUCACUUCAGCGCGUCAAAAGGUGCUCGAUGCCUCAAAAGCCGGCGCAAAACUCGUAGUCUUGCCCGAGUGCUUCAAUUCGCCCUACGGAACAAAGUACUUCGACAAGUACGCCGAGACGCUCCUCCCAUCCCCACCAUCGGAGUCGCAAUCGCAGACGUUCCACGCAUUGAGCAAAUUGGCGAAAGAGGCGGGGGUAUAUCUUGUUGGAGGAAGCAUACCGGAGAGGGAUGAUAAGGAUACGAAGAAGCUGUACAAUACAAGUUUGACAUUUGCGCCUAGUGGAGAGCUACUUGCUACUCAUCGCAAGGUGCAUUUAUUCGACAUUGAUAUUCCCGGCAAGAUCAAGUUCAAAGAGAGCGAGGUCCUGUCGCCAGGCAAUAAGAUCACUCUAGUCGACCUGCCCGAAUACGGAAAGAUCGCGAUAGCAAUCUGCUACGACAUACGGUUUCCCGAGCUUGCAAUGAUCGCGGCGAGGAAGGGCGCGUUUCUGCUAUUAUACCCUGGCGCAUUCAAUCUUACGACUGGCGCGUUACAUUGGGAGUUGCUGGCGAGGGCUAGGGCGACGGAUAAUCAGGUCUACGUUGGACUGUGUAGUCCGGCAAGAGAUAUGGAGGCCGAAUACAACGCGUGGGGACACAGCAUGAUCGUUGACCCUAACGCGGCAGUGUUAGAGCAGCUGGACGAGAAGGAGGGCGUUCUCAUCCGCGAAUUGGAGGCGGGCAAGAUUGAGGAGACCAGGAAGGGAGUGCCACUGUAUGGACAAAGGCGAUUUGACGUAUAUCCUGACGUCAGCGAGGGUGGUCGCUUCAAGGAAUAGAUAGAACAAUGAUAUCGAAGACGAAUGUAUGCGGAAAACAUGUUUACCUGAACUGUACUUUGGUAUACGCUAUGAGCGGAUUCAAGUGAAAAAGUAGAGUUUCAUAUGCUGCGUCGUUGUGGGCAGGGGCGCCGAACAGGGCCUGAAACACGCGCAAAGAUGGGGGAGGUAGCA